CUAGCGGAGGCAGGGGGACUGGCACGGAGCAGGACAAGCCUCUGAGCAGACAAUUGGAACAGGAAGCAAGGAAGGAAAGGGUCUUUCAGAAAGGAAGGAAGACUGGCAAACUCAUUGGGAUUGUGACAAGACAGCCACACAGUAGCUGCAGAGACCACCCAUUGUAAGAGCAUCACACAUACACACAGGGAGACAGAAAUACAGAGAAAGAAAGAGACCGAGGGAAAACGUUUUGAGUCAGAAGUACUUAAAAUGAAAGUGACUGUAAGAGAUUUGCAAUUGUGGAGUUCCUUUUUUGGAGGUACAUGUUCUUCCUGUUGAUAAGAAGAGGAAAGAAGAAUAUUUCACUUCUUACUUUUUUUAUAAAUGCUGUAGAUUUUCUUUGCUUAAAUCAUAAUUCUUCACAUGCCCGGCAGUCACAGACGAUAAGGACACAAUAAGAAGGUCCACUGAAGAUCAGAAGAUGAACAACAGCCUGUCAAACACUUCUAUCAAGUGUGUUCGGGAUACCAGUGUGACAGCUGUGGUGUUCCCCUGUCUAUACAGCAUCCUCUUUAUAGUUGCCCUGAUACUGAAUUCCCUGGCUGCAUGGAUCUUCUUCAGCAUCCCCAGCUCCUCAACAUUUGUGGUCUUUCUGAAAAAUGUGGUGGUGGCUGACCUGCUGAUGACGCUGACCAUACCUCUGAGAGUCUUAAGUGAUGCAGGCGUGGGCUCCUGGCGACUACGCGCCUUCCACUGCCAAUACUCUGCAGUUUUAUUCUACAUCACCAUGUACAUCAGCAUCCUCCUGCUGGGCCUCAUCAGCCUGGACCGAUACUUGAAGAUAGUAAGGCCAUUUGGGAAGUGUGCCCUGCAGCGGGUUCGUGUUGGUCAGGUGCUGAGUGCCACUGUCUGGGCAGUCAUGUUAUCUUUGGCAUUACCGAAUGUUAUUCUAAGUGACCAGCCGCCACAGAUCUAUGGAGGCAGACUGAAGUGCACCUCCAUGAAGAGCAAAGCCGGCUUGCUUUGGCAUGAAGGUUUCAACUAUUUCUGCCAGGUGGUUUUCUGGGGCACGCUGGCCUUGAUGGUGGUUUGCUACACGUUCAUAAGCAGGAAGGUUUAUGAGUCAUACAAAGCCUCCAAGAGCAGCUCUCAAGCAGUCAGUCGCAGAACCAAAGCAAAGGUCUUUGUGGUAGUCGGGGUGUUUUUCAUCUGCUUUGCCCCUUUUCACUUUGCCCGCGUUCCUUACACUCUGACCCAAACUCGCAGCUCGGCGAGUCAUUGCCAGGCACAGAACGCUCUCUACAUCGCAAAGGAAACCACCCUGUGGCUGUCGGCCACUAACGUGUGUCUGGACCCGCUUAUCUACGUGUUCCUGUGUAAGGUGUUCAGGAAAAGACUGACAGCCGCAAUCUGCCGAAAGCAAGUCCACAUAGGUGCCACGGAGUCCACCACAGCGACAUUAACUCAACAGGAAAUGUCACAGAUCCCUCUAAGUAACAGGCUGUCAUAUAACGGGAUGCCACAGGAACACACUGGACAAUUUCCAAUAGGAAAUCAAUAACUGUUAACUGUCAAGGCAUGAUGAGACACUGCCUGAAAGGUUAUUUUACUUUUUAUAAAAAAAGCAUUUAUCACGAUGACAGUAGUUGUAAAAAUUCUAAUACAAUGCAAGGGGAUCAAAAUCUGCUGAAUGUGACAGAAAAGAGUUUUUGUUACAGGGCGUCGACUAACCACGCUUCUGACCCAUGUUUGCUAAGUCAUCCAACAUGUUUCCUUAAUUGUGCUUACUGUCAUUUUCUACUUCCGUCUCUUCGCUAAUCUCAUUCAAACUGCACUUUCCCUUUACAAAACUUUGUCAAAAGCGUAAACAUCUUAACAGCAUAUGUUCUCCAAUGAUUACAGCACACGCAAAAUGUGACCAGGGACCGAGUGAUAACAAAAUGAGGCCCGCAAUAGACUCUGCUGACAGCUAUAACUUCUGAGCAAUAAAAAAUAACAAUAUUAAUAAAAUUUAUAUUUUUCAAUUGCAUGGUGUUCAACUUUCAUGUUAGGAGGUUCAAAAUGUAUUUUAAGGGGGAAGGACAUGAGUCUAAAACAUGUGGUAUUUCUGAUUACAACCAAAACAAAGACAAAGUCUUAGCCAGGCUAAGAUGGCUGUGCAACAAAGGUAGCAAAUUAAGAAAGGAAGGCUAAAACCACCCAGUUCUUCCCCAGUAGUGCCGACACAGACGUUGAUGAUAUGGAACAUAUAGACCAUAACACGCUCAAACGGAUGUUGAAUACCAGCAGAAGGAACGAAAGCAUAGUUCAUUGGUUUGUUUAAAAUGGGGGCUGUUUGUGGUUGCUGACCUUAUUAUAUGCACUGAAUGCAGAUGUUUAUCUUUUUGCACCACUGGUGUUGAUCAGUAUCUCAGGCACUUUUGAUAAUUAUUCAGCUGCUGACUAACAGGAACUGCAUGCAGACUUACAUUGCUCUGGUUCAGAUGUGGUGUUUGAGGAAACCAAAUAUAUCAUUGCCGAGCAAAACUGCAAGCAUUUGCAAGUAGGGCAUAAUCUUUCACAGUAUCACAGUAGCAUCACUGCAUCAUUCAUUUUUGAAUUGAACAAGAGGAGAAAAGAAUAAAUUGACUUUUUCUAAUACUGCAACGCCCAGAAGACAGGUUUCAGGACAUUCACAAACUGGUUCUGCAGGAUUAAUGUCACCUCCCACCUGAUUUACAAUUGUGUCUGCAUGCGGGUCUGAUUAAUGUAAUAAUGAAAUAUGAUCUUCUUCCAUCCCACCCUCUGUCGGCUUCGACAUUAUCUGAUAUUUGGGCAGGAAAUUAAUGAGCUACAGAGCGGUCGGAGAGGCGACUGCAGCCAGAGAAAGGACCGUUUGUCACCCUUAGAUUAAAUCCUCUGACAGAUGACCUCGCAGUGGUGAAUUAUGCGAAAUUCUAAAUGACAUUCAUGGAAAUUAAGUAAACCCUGCAGAUAAUGUUGCCUUCCAGUAUGCACAGACACAAGUUGGGGACCGAAAAGAGCCAGACAAAUAGGGGCAGGUAGGUGGGGGCUGACAGUUUAGUGAGUCUUGAUGAAACAAGGUGGUACAGUUUUCAUGUCAAACCUGUCAUGUCUAUG
This is a messenger RNA of Anarrhichthys ocellatus (wolf-eel), 3102 nucleotides long. RefSeq names its product P2Y purinoceptor 12-like. NCBI's taxonomy places the organism in Eukaryota, Metazoa, Chordata, Actinopteri, Perciformes, Anarhichadidae. Gene Ontology annotation, molecular function: G protein-coupled purinergic nucleotide receptor activity. Gene Ontology annotation, biological process: negative regulation of adenylate cyclase activity; G protein-coupled receptor signaling pathway. The record is from RefSeq and is a predicted model, not a curated record. Gene Ontology annotation, cellular component: membrane. The transcript has 4 exons. The coding region runs from base 464 to 1543 and encodes 359 amino acids.